AUGACCAAAGAACUCACUGGAACCUGCCUCUGCCGCAAGGUCUCGGUCACUAUCAAGGGCGACAAGGUCGGCACAAACCUCUGCCACUGCACCAACUGCCAAAAGGCAGCUGGGUCGGUCUUUUACACUGGCGUCAGGUUCCCGGCCGAGAAUGUCACCUAUAACGACCCCGACUCCGUCACCAAGACGCAUGUCGACGGCACCGGAGAGCUCGCCAGCGGGAUCGGGCGCUCCUUCUGCAGCAACUGCGGUUGCCUGAUCAAGAUCAGCAGUAUCGCAUACCCGCGGUUUGUGUCUGUCCCUUAUGGCAUCAUCGACAGCGACGACAAAACCGAGUUUAAGCCAGACGUAGAGUUUUUUUGCGAUAGGAAGGUGGACUGGGUCGCUAGCAUCGAGGGAUCUACAAAGUUUGCGACCAUGCCGGCGGUUUAG
This is a messenger RNA of Pyricularia pennisetigena, 432 nucleotides long. RefSeq lists its product as uncharacterized. Gene Ontology annotation, molecular function: carbon-sulfur lyase activity. Lineage: Eukaryota; Fungi; Ascomycota; Sordariomycetes; Magnaporthales; Pyriculariaceae. The record is from RefSeq and is a predicted model, not a curated record. The coding region runs from base 1 to 432 and encodes 143 amino acids. The transcript is spliced from 2 exons.